ACAACGCCGUCUUCAGCUACUGCAAGAGGAGCCGUUCCAGAGGGAAAUCACGACUAAUACUACUACUGCUAAUAAUACCACUACAAUGAAGCAAACGGUGCUGAUACUCGUGUCUCUGCUGGUGGCAGCAGAGUCCUCACCACUGCAGGGCUACAGCCUACCUGGUCGCAGCACUUCCGGUGGAUCACUGAGUUUCGGUACAGGAGGAGGGUCCUUCGGUUCCUCAGGAGUAGGGACUGGUGGUGGAUCCUUUGUGUCAUCCGGAGGGAGUACUGGAGGAGGUUUUGUAUCAUCUGGUUUUGGCAGUGGUGGAGGGUUCAGCAGCGGAGGCUUUUCCAGUGGUGUUUCCAGUGGAGGCUUUUCCAGUGGAGAUGUUUCCAGUGGAGGUUUUUCCAGUGGAGGUGUUUCCAGUGGAGGCUUUUCCAGUGGAGGUGUUUCCAGUGGAGGCUUUUCCAGUGGAGGUUUUACUCCUCAGGUGCAACGUAACGUCUACGUCUAUGACGUCCCUGCACAACCCCGACAUGUCGGCCCUCGCCCUAACAUCCCAGCACCAAAGGUCGAGCAUAACAUCGUCUUCGUGCGUCUUCCAGAAGGCGCUGCAGGACAGGACCCUAUUGUAGUUCCUCCACCCCAGCAGAAGAAUAUUGUUUACGUCCUCAACAAGGGAACUGCAGCAGGUGGACAGAAGGUCAUCCAGGUUCCAGCACCACCCAAGAGCCAGCCUGAAGUCUACUUCGUCAACGUGGGCGACGGCCAGAACCCAACUCUUCCAGGAGGCGUUGAUCUUCAGACUGCCCUCAGCAGCGCUACCCACCAGGGAGUCGGCCAGGUCAUUGGAGGCGGAUCGGGAGGAGCAAUCGGAGGUGGAUUUACCGGAGGCAGCUCUGCUGGUAUUUCUGGCAGUAUCGGCGGUGGUUUCGGAGGGUCAGUCGGAGGCGGAAGCGGAAGCGUUUCAUCAGAUUUUGGAGGCUCUGUAAGCGGCGGAGGCUUUGGAAUUUCUGGUGGUAGUGUUAUUUCCGGUGGCGGUUCCUCUGCCCCAAGUGGUCUGUACAGCCCUCCUUAAACGAGUGGUAUUCUGCUCCCAGUAAUACCUGACUCGAAACUGACUCCUCUUGUUCUUCUCUGAUGUUUGUUUGUUAACCAAGGUUUUAUUUGAAGGCCUAAAUACUACGCUUAUUUAAAAAAAAGUGAAUGAUAAUAUAUAUGGUUAAAGCUGUAGAUCUUUAUAUAAUGAAAUAU
Macrobrachium nipponense is the source of this 1239-nucleotide messenger RNA. Its product is annotated as keratin, type II cytoskeletal 3-like. Lineage: Eukaryota; Metazoa; Arthropoda; Malacostraca; Decapoda; Palaemonidae. The coding region runs from base 86 to 1063 and encodes 325 amino acids. The record is from RefSeq and is a predicted model, not a curated record. The transcript is spliced from 2 exons.